This is a messenger RNA of Saprolegnia diclina VS20, 441 nucleotides long. RefSeq lists its product as hypothetical. The record is from RefSeq and is a predicted model, not a curated record. Bases 1 to 441 code for a protein of 146 amino acids. Lineage: Eukaryota; Oomycota; Saprolegniomycetes; Saprolegniales; Saprolegniaceae. The transcript has a single exon.
AUGGCCGAGCGGUGCCAACUACCUCAAGUCCCAAUCGGAACCUUGACACCGAAGGCGGGACAAGACGGCGGGUCCCAUGCGACGCGACGUGUCCCUCUCCAUGCUGCUUUGCGUCUGCUAGCUGCUUCUGCUUCAUGCAUUGACCCGGAUGCGCCGUUGCUACACCGAGUGCAUGUCGACGAGUUCGCAGUGCUCACCGCCCGCCACGCCCAAGACGAACGAGCGCUCACGCAGCUGCAUGAAAGCGAAGAUACGACGUACCAGGCCGUGCUGAAAGAGGCUGCGAACGUCGAUGCGGACGUGGCCGACACGGCGUGCCCGACCUACUAUGUGGCGCUGUACCUCAAGCACAAGCAAGAGCAGCGUGCACUGCGCAAGUUCCAGCUGGCCGUGCACGCGCAACUCGCCGCCGAGAUGCCAGCGGCUAUGACGCGCACGUGA